Messenger RNA from Ostrea edulis (European flat oyster), 1042 nucleotides. RefSeq names its product bridging integrator 3-like. Lineage: Eukaryota; Metazoa; Mollusca; Bivalvia; Ostreida; Ostreidae. Gene Ontology annotation, biological process: plasma membrane tubulation; endocytosis; actin cortical patch localization. Gene Ontology annotation, molecular function: protein binding; lipid binding. The transcript has 10 exons. Gene Ontology annotation, cellular component: actin cortical patch; cytoplasm. The record is from RefSeq and is a predicted model, not a curated record. The coding region runs from base 81 to 839 and encodes 252 amino acids.
UUUCGCAAAGUCCACAAUCUCAGUCAUUCGAAAGCUUCGUUGUUUACAUUCUGGGGCGAAGGGAGGAUGACCGACACAUCAUGAGCUGGAAUCCGUUUAACCGACACUCGGUUCCAAAGAAGAGUGUGGUUUCACGAACAACAGAGAGAGAGUUUGGAAGAGAAGUGAAAAGAGUUGAGAGUUUAGAUGAAACUAGUAAAAAAUUGUACAAAGAUACCAAGAGAUGGACAGAUUCAAAGCUAGCCCUCUCAAACAGUGAACACAAAGUAACUCAGGACCUAUUAUCCAGCCCUCUAUGUCAGACAGAGCCUCAGCUCAAUGCCAUGGUAACUGAGUGGGACAAUGUCAUCGAAAAACAGAAUACACACUCCAGGGAACUGAAUAAUGUGGUACAGAAGACCUUGGUGGAACCAGUUAAAAGACUCAAUACCGUAUUUCCAAGUAUACAAGCAGCACUGAAAAAACGAGAACAGAGUUUGCAGGAGUACCAAAAAUCCCAGUCCAAAGUAGAAAAGCACCAGAACAGAGAAAGGACCGGACAAAAUGUGGUGAAGUUGGACCUGAGCAGGAAAGCUGUGGAAAGAACAAAAGCAGACUUUGAUAGUCAGAAUCAAGCCCUGUCAGAAGACCUCCCCAAAUUUGUAGAUGGACGAAUUGAAUAUAUUCAGCCAUGUCUAGAAUCUCUCAUCAAAUCCCAGGUUUCAUACAAUUCUGAGGCCCUAAAGAUUUACUCUGAUCUAGAAAACCAGUGGGAAGCCUUAAAGGAUUUAUCAGAAAUGAAAUUGCACCAACAACAAACUUUAUCAGAAAUCAAAGCUCUUGCCAUUACUGUGGAUUGAGCAUAAGAUGCAAUAAGACUAAUGUGUUCUAAUUCAAAGGUCAUUGUCAUGGUAAUGACCUAUACAACUCAUUCCCAGUAGAUGCCGUAAAUUUUGAACACACGAUUUUUAUUAUUUUUUUUACUGGAAAACAUAGUAUGCAGAAGACAGAGAUUUCUUCUUGUAUCUGCGAUAUGCUAACAUAUAUAGAGCAUUUACAUGUA